Molecule: messenger RNA, 538 nt
Organism: Saccostrea echinata
Lineage: Eukaryota; Metazoa; Mollusca; Bivalvia; Ostreida; Ostreidae
Product: HEAT repeat-containing protein 3-like
Exons: 3
Coding region: 1-324 (107 amino acids)
Biological process (GO): protein import into nucleus; ribosomal large subunit biogenesis
Source: RefSeq, a predicted model, not a curated record
AUGUCGUAUAUUUUUCAGGAAGCAACAUUUAGGGCUGAGGGGAACAUAGGCAUUUUCUUGUUGACCAUUGUGUGUGGUGACAGAGACUUAUGGGUGGUAUCAGAAGCAUUGGAUUGUAUAUUUGAUGUUUUUGGGGAAGAUCAUCUUGACCCUGUUGCUCAGGAGAUAGGUCUCACAGAGAGACUGUCCAAAUUAAUACCAGACAUGAAAGCAAGAGUAAAUAUGGUUAAAAAGAAACCAGAUGAACAUUAUCCUGUAAUUUCUACAGCAAGAACAAACCUGAUUCGGUUUGUGAAAUACAAACUUUCCAAGAAGAAGUCAUAAGAGUGAUUUUAAUUUAUAAUAAUACAUGUAAUAUUAUAUUGAGGUAGAGCUGGAUUGUUGACAUUUUAUGAAUUUUAUUGAUUGCAAUACCUUGUUUUGAAGAGAUUUGAUAUUAGUGAUAUAAAACACAUAUGUCAUGUGUUGGUUCAUAUGAAUAUUAUACAUGUACAAGGUUCAUGUAGGUGCUGUGUAUACCAGUUGUUUUGAUUAAAGA